Molecule: messenger RNA, 3234 nt
Organism: Didymosphaeria variabile
Lineage: Eukaryota; Fungi; Ascomycota; Dothideomycetes; Pleosporales; Didymosphaeriaceae
Gene: FUN12
Product: eukaryotic translation initiation factor 5B
Exons: 3
Coding region: 1-3234 (1077 amino acids)
Molecular function (GO): GTP binding; GTPase activity; translation initiation factor activity
Source: RefSeq, a predicted model, not a curated record
AUGCCGCCAAAGAAGAAGGGCAACAAGAAGGCCCAGGAUGACUGGGAGGCUGACCUGGGCGAGUCCAUUGCUCCCCAGGAUGCCGCCGAAGAGCCCAAGGCAGAGGAGCCCGCCGCCGAGGAGGAUGCUACCGGCGGCGGCCUGAUGGCUGCUCUGGCGAAACGAGGCAAGAAGAAGGGCAAGAAGAACCAGCAGCAAGACUGGGAAGCUGAGCUAGGCGAAGACCCCACUGAGGAGGCAGCAAACGAUCCGAUAGCGAGCAAGGCGCCUGAGGAGGCAAACUUUGACGAUGACGAUGUUUUUGCGGGCAACUUCAAGCCGAAGAAGGAAAAGAAGGAGGAGAAAGGGGAGGAGAAGCAGGCACCGGUAGAGGAUGACGCGCCGAGGGUCAAGACGAAGGCCGAGAAGGAAAAGGAAAAGAAGGAGAAGGAGAAGCAGCGGAAGAAGGAGAUGGCUGCAAAGAAGAAGGCCACCGGCCCAGCAAAGACUGAAGCCACAAAGCCCGCCGAAGCCAAGUCCGACACUCCAUCAACGCCUGCUCCCGAACCUGCUGCUGCUCCAGCUGCCGCCGGUGGCAAGAAAGGCAAGAAAAUUCCCGCCGCCCUCGCUGCGCUCCAGAAACAACAGGAAGAGCGACGAAAACGCGAGGAGGAAAUAGCUCGCCUGGAGGCCGAAGAGAAGGCCAGGAUAGAAGAGGAAGAGCGCAAUGCUGAGGAAGAGGAGAAAAAGAAGGCCGAGGCCAGGGCGCUCAAGAAGCAGAAAGAAAAGGAGAAGAUCGAGCAGCUGAAGAAAGAGGGCAAGUACCUGACCAAGGCACAGAAGGAGGCCAAGGCCAGGAACGAGCUGCGCCUGAAACAGAUGCUGGAGAGCGGAAACGCCAAGGUCGAUGCACUUGACGCCCCUACUGAGAAGAAGAAGCCCGUUUACGACGACCGCAAGAAAAGGAAGAAGACCCAGGCCGAGCAGCAAAAGGAAAAGGAGGCCGAAGAGGCAGCGAAGAAGCUCGAAGAGCUUCGAAUAGCCGAAGAACAGGCCGCUGCUGCUGAGGCUGAAGCUCAAAAGGCGCGUGAAGAUGCUGAGGCGAAGAAGGGCGAGGGGGAGAGCGACUCGGGCGAGGAUUGGGAAGCCCAGGCAGAUGCCAUGGAGGGCGUCAAGGACAGCUGGGACGCAGACAGUGACGCGGAGGAAGAGAAGAAGAAAGCCGCGGCUGAGGCCAAGGCUGCUACUGCUGCGAAGCCUGCGGCCAACGGCAAGCCAGCUGCGGAGGCAUCUGCGGAUGAUGAAGAGUCUUCAGAUGAAGAAGAUGACAGCGAUGACAGCGACGAUUCAUCAUCCGAUGAAGAGGGUACUGCCGCACAACGCGCCGAAGCCGCACGAAAAGCUGCCGCUGCAGAACGGAGAAAGAAGCAGCACGAAGAGGCCCUCGCUGCUCGCUCAAAGGACAACCUCCGAUCACCUAUUUGCUGCAUCCUUGGCCACGUCGAUACCGGAAAGACCAAGCUUUUGGACAAAAUCCGUCAGACCAACGUCCAGGAAGGCGAAGCUGGUGGUAUCACGCAGCAAAUCGGUGCCACUUACUUCCCGGUUGAGGCUUUGGAGAAGAAGACAGCCGUCGUCAACAAAGACCACUCCUUUGUAUUCAACGUCCCUGGUCUUCUCGUCAUCGACACCCCUGGUCACGAGUCUUUCACCAAUUUGCGUUCCCGAGGUUCUUCACUCUGCAAUAUUGCUAUCCUCGUUGUCGAUAUCAUGCACGGUCUAGAGCCACAGACACUGGAGUCGAUGAGAUUACUUCGCGAUAGGAGGACGCCCUUCAUUGUUGCCCUCAACAAGAUCGAUCGUCUCCUUGACUGGAAGAAGAUUGACAACAACGGUUUCGAAGACUCUUUGAGCCUGCAGAAGGACCGCGUCAAGAAGGAGUUCGAGGACCGAUGGGCCAUGGUACAUACCCAACUGCAAGAGCAGGGUUUCAAUUCGGAGCUGUUCUUCAAGAACAAAAACAUGUCGCGGUAUGUCUCUGUGGUCCCGACAUCAGCGCACACCGGAGAGGGUAUCCCCGAUAUGAUCAAGCUCAUCAUCAAGCUCACCCAAGAGCGUAUGACUAACAACCUCAUGUACCUGUCCGAGGUAGAGUGCACGGUCCUGGAAGUCAAGGUCAUAGAAGGUCUCGGCACAACAAUUGACGUGAUUCUUUCCAACGGUGUUUUACACGAGGGUGACCGAGUAGUGCUUUGCGGUAAUCCAGAGCCUAUAGCGACAAAUAUUCGAGCUCUCCUCACACCAGCUGAGAUGAAGGAGCUCCGUGUUAAAUCGCAAUAUGUACACAAUAAGGAGGUCAAGGCCGCCAUGGGUAUCAAGAUCGCCGCCGACGGUCUCGACCAGGCUAUUGCCGGUUCGCGACUGCUCGUCGUUGGCCCAGAUGAUGACGAAGAGGACCUCAUGGAUGAAGUCAUGGGCGACCUCGCACACUUGCUCAGCAAGGUAUCCAAGACUGGCCGCGGUGUCUCUGUUCAGGCAUCUACCCUUGGUUCGCUCGAAGCCUUGCUCGAGUUCCUACGCGUCUCCAAGAUCCCCGUCGCCACCAUCUCUAUCGGUCCCGUUUUCAAAAAGGAUGUCCUACGCGCCGGUGUCAUGUUAGAAAAAGCAAAGGAAUACGCUGUCAUGCUGUGUUUCGACGUCAAGGUCGACAAAGACGCACGCGCCUACGCCGACGAAAUCGGCGUUAAGAUCUUCGAGGCGGACAUCAUCUACCACCUCUUCGACAAGUUCACGGCGCACAUGAAGCAGCUCGAGGAGCAGCGCAAGGAGGAUUCCAAGAUGCUUGCCGUCUUCCCCUGCGUGCUCAGCCCUAUCGCUGUCUUCAACAAGAAAGAUCCCAUCGUCUUGGGCGUCGAUGUCACAGAGGGAAACCUUAAGAUUACGACGCCCAUCGCUGCCAUCAAGAAGAAUCCCGUUACUGGUCUGAAGGAAAUCAUCGACCUGGGCAGAGUCACUUCCAUCGAGCGCGACCACAAGCAAAUCCAAGUCUGCAAAAAGGGCCAGCCCUCCGUCGCCGUCAAAAUCGAAGGGCCCAACCAACCCCUCUACGGCCGCCAUCUCGAGGAAAAGGACAUUCUUUACAGUCACAUCUCGCGUGAAUCGAUCGAUACGCUCAAAAACUACUUCAGGGCGGAUGUCAGCAUGGACGAGUGGAAGUUGAUCAAGCAGCUGAAAGAGAGCUUUGAUAUCAUGUAG